Messenger RNA from Notolabrus celidotus (New Zealand spotty), 1830 nucleotides. RefSeq names its product basic helix-loop-helix family, member e23 (gene bhlhe23). NCBI's taxonomy places the organism in Eukaryota, Metazoa, Chordata, Actinopteri, Labriformes, Labridae. The transcript has a single exon. The record is from RefSeq and is a predicted model, not a curated record. Bases 431 to 1114 code for a protein of 227 amino acids. Gene Ontology annotation, molecular function: protein dimerization activity.
UAAUCCCCAGCGGGCCUCGUGCUCCUACUAACUUGCGAGCAGGGCAGAGCGCGAGUCACAAUCUGCCCAAGGCGAGGGAGGGCAAGAAACACGCGCAAGAGGAGAAACCGACCGUGUGAGGGGGGAACACGAACGCUCCGCAUCUCAGCGAGCGCAAUUAGACAAGUGCUGUUGAACGUGGGCUAUGUACGCAACAAGGGGGGAGCGCAGAGUACAGAGGAGGUGAAUGCAUGUAGUAGCUCGGCUUCAGACUCACAGCCUCCUUCUUCAAGAGUCACUUCGCUCACAGAGGAAACGAGUGAGGGGAAAGAGGAACUCCUAGAAAACAGCAACUCUUGGAGAGAACUACGUGAGUACCAGCUACAGUUUUCCAAACAAAAGAUAGGACAGAGAGGAAAAACGGAAAAGUAGAGUUUCCCUGGAAGAGAAAAUGAAUGUCAGCGAAGAGAACCUGCUCAAGUCCAUCAGCAACGACGCGCUCCUCGACCUGACGCAGCGCUACGGCCAAUCAGCCUUCGGGUUCGGCGCUGGCCAUGGUCCUGGAAGUCCCGGCCGGUUCCCACUAACACCAGCCACCGACUUCCUUUCUGGGCAGACCACGAAGUCCAACGAGAGCGGCGGAGAGCACACGAGCGACGACGACGACGGCUUUGACUCGCUAGAGUCCCGGAAGAGGGGGUCAUCGUUUGGGGACGACAAGCCCGGGGGGCCCCUCACUAAAAAGUCCAAGGAGCAGCGCUCCCUGAGGCUCAGCAUCAACGCCCGGGAGAGGAGGAGGAUGCACGACCUAAACGACGCGCUGGACGGCCUGCGCGCCGUUAUCCCUUACGCCCACAGCCCCUCGGUGAGAAAACUCUCCAAAAUAGCCACUCUCCUCCUGGCCAAGAACUAUAUCCUCAUGCAGGCUCAGGCUCUGGAGGAGAUGAGGCGGCUGGUGGCGUAUCUGAACCAGGGACAGAACAUGACCUCACCCAUCCCCACCGCUCUGGCGCCCUUUGGACAGGCUGCCGUCUACCCGUUCUCGGGCUCUGCGCUCGCCACCUGCGCCGAAAAGUGCAGCACCUUCUCCGGGACACCGUCGACUCUCUUCAAACACUGUAACGACAAGCCUUGAUCCGGUUUCUUUUUCUUUCCUGAACUUUUGAACCUUUAAUGCACCCAUGACGGUCUCUCUCUCUCUCUUUCUCUGUGUCUCUCUCUCUCUAUCUCUCUCUCUCCCCCAACUCUAGUUCUUUUAAAAUAAUUCUGUGGAAAUAAGAACAAGUUUAGUAUGAUGCAUACACUUAAAGUAAGGUUAAGUAAUUCAACUGCAAUGUGUCCUCCAGAUUAAACAAAAGUUCCAUUGAGAAGAAACAGUUACGGCCUUCUGAUAAGUCACUUUGCCGCCCUUGCUCUACAGGCCAUGUCCGAAUGAUCAGUUUUAGUCAUCAGCUCUCAUUUGUAAUCUAUGCAACAUUCAACAAUAUGAAAAGUAGAAAUGCCAAGUAAUGCGACCUAAUCUCGACAUUCAGAUUAGACUAUGAAAGUAUCCCCCUUUACUUAUUUGUACCGAUGCUGUGUGGGAAAAAUGGUAUGUUUGGCUGAGUUAUUUAGGCUAACGAUUUACACAUUUGUUGGAAAGUUUUUAAUUAUUCUGAUUAUUUUGAUUUAAGUUACUGCACAUCUCACAUGAUUGUAUUGUACAACUGUGGAAACUCCGGCUAUACUAACAGUUAUAUAACUUACAGCCUAUACAUUGAAUCAUUGAAGAAGCGUUCUGGUUGUGUUGCAACAUGGAUUUCAUAUAUUGUUUAUAUGUCUUUAUAAUUAAAACACAUAUCUAUGCUUGGA